AUGUGGUGGUGGAGUGAUCGAGUGAAGGUGGCGAUUCGAGCACACAAGACUGAUUUUAAAAAGUGGCAGCAAAGUUCCGAAGAUGAAGAUACAGGCUCGUAUGGUUUAGGAUAUCGUCACAUACAAGCAUUGCUGAUGUUUUUAACUCUUGCCUUCGGUUUCAUUGCGAGUGGUCAUGCAGGAGUGACGAUUGUUGCGAUGUCGAAUCCUGAUAAUAAUACUGCGGACACAGUAACCAGAAGGCUAAAUUGGAAAUUUGAAUUGACUGAAACGCAUGACAUCGUUAGACAUUUGGAUAUAUAUCAACUUUAUGAUUGGCCGAAGUCAGUACACGAGAUUAUUCUCGGGGCGUUUUUCCUUGGAGUUGCUGUCAUGAUGUUUCCUAUCGGUCUCUUGGGACAGCGAUUUGGUGGAAAGCUUUUGCUUCAAAUAUCAUUGUUUUUAAAUGCAGUCACAUCGCUUGUGGCACCUUGGUUAAUUGCAUGGGGUGAUUGGAUAUCAUUUGCCGUAAUUCGUUUCUUGCAAGGCGGUGCUCUAGCUGGACUUUACCCCGGAAUCCAAUUUACAGUCACGCAUUGGUUUCCUAUUAGCGAACGGAACUCUCUCAGCAGCUACAUUUAUGCGGGUACAGGCAUUGGAAGCACGUUUGCGUUCUUAUUAGCAGGUAUUCUGGCUGAGAGUGAAUUGGGAUAUCCGGGCAUGUUUUGGUUAGUCGGAAUAUUAUGUUCAAUUGCGUUUUUCUUGCUCACCUUCCUUGGAUCUGCUACCCCCAAUGAACAUAGAUUUGUGUCAGAGAAGGAGAAAAAAUAUAUUGUACAUGAUCAUGUUGAAGAAGUGGUGACGAACACCAAAGUUCCAUGGAAAAACAUACUUACUUCGAUUCCUCUGUGGGCGACUGUCAUAGCACACGUGGGAAAUUCUGUGGCAUUUGUGUUUAUCUUUAAUCAAGUUCCAUCGUACAUGGUUGGAGUGUUGAAUUUCGACAUAAUGGCUAGUGGUAUUCUGACAGCACUGCCUUACUUGGGUUCAUGUAUCUCGGCGUUAGCAUUCGGUAAUCUGUCCGAUUAUUUAACUAAUAGAAAAAUCAUCAGCAUGAAAAUGGCGAGAAUAAUAUUUAAUUCGAUUGCGUGUUUUAUACCAGCGAUAUGUCUAAUAAUAGUGACAUUCACGAACAAUAGCAUUUUAGCCGUUGUCUGCUUUGUCAUACUUUCGACGGCGAAUUCUGGACACCACUUUGGUUGGAUGGUAAAUUACAUAGACUUAUCGCCAAACUAUUGCGGAACCCUGAUGGCGAUAGGAAACACAUUAACCAACAUCUUUGCUGUCGUCUUACCCAUAAUAAUUUCCUUUGUUGUAACUGAUAUGACAAAUCGGUACCAGUGGCGCGUCUUAUUAUUAUUGAUGGCUGGUUGCACUUUUGUUAGUAAUGUCAUCUUCAUCAUGUUCAUGUCAGCUGAUAUUCAACCCUGGAACAAAUUAGAUGAAGAGGAAGAAGAGGACGCCGCUAAGCAAGCUUAA
Messenger RNA from Melitaea cinxia (Glanville fritillary), 1518 nucleotides. RefSeq names its product putative inorganic phosphate cotransporter. Gene Ontology annotation, biological process: monoatomic anion transport; transmembrane transport. The transcript is spliced from 10 exons. Lineage: Eukaryota; Metazoa; Arthropoda; Insecta; Lepidoptera; Nymphalidae. The record is from RefSeq and is a predicted model, not a curated record. Gene Ontology annotation, molecular function: transmembrane transporter activity. Gene Ontology annotation, cellular component: plasma membrane. Bases 1 to 1518 code for a protein of 505 amino acids.